This is a messenger RNA of Capronia coronata CBS 617.96, 1401 nucleotides long. RefSeq lists its product as uncharacterized. The record is from RefSeq and is a predicted model, not a curated record. NCBI's taxonomy places the organism in Eukaryota, Fungi, Ascomycota, Eurotiomycetes, Chaetothyriales, Herpotrichiellaceae. The transcript has 2 exons. Gene Ontology annotation, molecular function: RNA polymerase II C-terminal domain binding. Gene Ontology annotation, cellular component: RNA polymerase II, holoenzyme. The coding region runs from base 1 to 1401 and encodes 466 amino acids. Gene Ontology annotation, biological process: mRNA 3'-end processing.
AUGGCAUUCAGCGAGUCGGGUCUCAGCGCGAAAUUGUCGACGCUCAAUGAGACCCAGGACAGUAUCGUCUCGGUGUCGCAAUGGAUCAUGUUCCAUAAGAGACAUGCCGAUCGCAUCGCCAGCUACUGGCUCACCCGCCUCCGCGACUCUCCGCCUUCCAAACGCCUGAAUUUCAUCUAUCUGGUCAACGACAUUGUCCAGAACGCCCGGGCUCGGAAACGCACCGAGUUCCCAGACGCCUUCGCGCCCCUGAUGGCCGAGGCCAUACAGACUGCAUACCGCUCCUCGCCGGCCGACAUCCAAGGCAAGAUCCGCCGCGUGGUGGAAGUGUGGCGGACACGCAAUGUGUUUGAAAUUCCCAUUCUCGAAGCCAUUGAGGCUCGUAUCGACGAGAUCGACAAGUCGAAGGGGUCGAGCGGCAAGAAGACGCUCAUGGGGAACUCGCUCUUCAACUCGACUUCAUCAACAGGAAUGCCAAAGGAACUCGAAACGCUGGCGCCUUUGCAGAUAGCCGUGACCAAGGAGACCAUCUCGGCGCGACCAGCAAUCGACGCCGCGCAGACAGAGUACACAAAGCUCAACGACCCUUCAGCUGCAUUGCCUAGUCCACCGGUACACGCUGCACGCUUGUCGAGUCUGAUCAAAUCUCUCGCGGCCGCGGAAUCGUCCGUGUCCGCCAGCAUCAAGGCGCGCAAGGCUCUGAUCGCCGACCUCGAGCGCAUUCUGGAAAUCAACAAAUCCGCACUGGCCAAGGACGAGGAGACGCAUCUGGAGCUCGACAGUCGAAAGGCCAGCACUGAAGCCAAGAAGCGUGAGGUCGAAGACGGAAUCAUCCGCGGAUUGUCCGCAGUCGAUCAUUCCUCCGCCGAGACCAGCGCUGGCACAGGGACCGUUUAUUCCCCAGGUCUCGACAACGGCGCUGGGUUAUCCGAGCGUCCGGAGAUCGAAGAACUGACUCCCGAACGUGCAUUCCCCGGAGACGACUUUGCCAUCGGCGGAUUCUACGAACCUAACCAGCAGCCUGUGCCGGCGACCGAAUCUUCUGCAUCAGACCAACCUAGUAAUCCCGCCGUGGCUGCCGCGUUGGCCGGCUUCUCAGGAGGCGACUAUGAUCCUCUGACCAGCCACUUCAGUGACAAUACCUAUGGCUAUACGAGCGCGGUGCCGCGCGUCCGGUCCGCAAGUGGAGGCCCAGGCGUGAAUGGACUCGGUGUCAAAAGGCGCAAAAUGUCCCACGGGGAAGGAGACGCCGUACCGGAUCUAGGAGAGAUGGGCAUGGAAGGGUUUGGACGGCAAGAGGCGGCCGGCCUGGAAGGAGGGAACCUACCGAACGAAGAUUUCUUGAAGAACUUGGACGAGGACGUUGAUGAGCUAUUGAGGCAGGAGGGCGGUGGGUAUUAG